GCGGAGAGGGCCCCGCCCGUGCCUAGGGAGGGGGGCGCGAGGGCCUCCUGCUGCGGCCUCGGUCGGCGCCGAGCGCGGAGCCCGGGAGCGCGGACCCGCCGGCUGCGGGUGCGGAUCGGGCGCUGCCGGGCGCGGAGGAGAAAGGGGUUUAUGAUCACCAUGGCUGCAGUGGAUCAUUUCCACCUCCUGUACAGAGAGAUCAGUCGUUCCUUGCAGUGUUUACUUGGAGCCCUGGCUCUAGUUGGAGCUUGGUACACGGUUCAGAAAGUGUGUGUCUCUGCAGUUGACACUUACAGCAUGCUUAGGUUGCAUUUCAUUCCUAAGCUGGGCGGCAAGAUUGAUCUUGUCAAGCAGUAUGGAAAAUGGGCCGUGAUCACUGGUAGCACAGAUGGUAUUGGGAAGGCAUAUGCCGAAGAACUGGCAAAGCGUGGUGUCAACAUCAUCUUAAUCAGCCGAAACAAAGAAAAGCUGGAGGCUCUAUGCAAGAGCAUAUCUGAAACCUAUAAAGUUGAAACACUUUUCAUAGUAGCUGACUUCAGCAAGGGGCGUGAGCCUUACUCAGCCAUUAAGGAGGCACUGAAAGACACAGAAAUUGGGAUUUUGGUGAAUAAUGUAGGAAUAUUUUAUCCCUACCCAGACUAUUUUACCAACCUGUCUGAGGAUAUCCUGUGGGACAUGAUCAACAUAAAUAUUGCUUCUGCUAACAUGAUGACCCAUAUUGUGUUGCCAGGCAUGGUAAAGAAGAAGAAAGGGGCAAUUGUGAACGUUUCUUCUGCAUCCUGUUGUCAGCCAACACCAAUGCUGGCAGCCUAUGGAGCCUCUAAACUGAACUGUGCAGGUGCCUCCCAACUAUUUGCACACUAUAUUUUUGCUCAAUCCAGCACUGUGACAAAUCAGGCCACUGCUUCACCUAACACCGAGGGGCAGAAGGAUUCUUGCACCAUUGUCUGUACCAUAUUUAGUCAGAAAAGAACUUCCACCGUAAUUAUUUUUCCUGAGGAGAUCCAGUCAAUAAUGAAUAGGAUGGAGCAGCUGGGUGAUGCUGGAAGUAUGAAUGCACAUGAAGAUGCAGAUUUAAGCUGGAUGACUUGCUGCUGAAUGCACAAAAAUGACUGGGGUUGUAGAAGAAACUUGUCUCGAUCUGGUACCUAAGCAAAUGUGGUUAUUGCUUCCAGUGGUGGCUGCACUCUGCUGUAGCCUCUGCAGCCUCACUCCUGGGAUGGGUCUUGUGAGUACUUCCUUUUGCCUGGAGCAAAACUAGCUCUUACUACCUCAAUGUAUAAAACUCCUUGCAGGUUUUCUUUGGCAUGGAAACUGUCUUAAGAUUCCUGUUCCCGUUGUAGGUUAUGCCAAGUGUAUGUAGAACUGUACUAUGAACCAAAACAAUUAAAAGGCAAAUGUGUGCUUAAUUUUGCGUAAGGGGGCUGCAGGAAGUAAUUAACCCAGUUUGUAGGGAAGAUCAGUUGACUAUGAAGUUCACCCGUAAAUUUAUUAAACAACGGGACUUCAUUUUGUCCUAUUGACAACAGUAUGUGUAGUUAGCUUUGGAGUGUCCCCCCCACACCCCCAAACUAAACAAGGCAUUAGUUUUAGAUGAAAUAACUGUUUCUAUAUCGGUUUUAAGCAGAAAUUGUCUUAUCUUUUAUUAAAUGCACAUCAGAGAGUUAAGCAGUCACUUUGUCCUGCAAGUUGCUGCACUGUUACACAUUUUUAGCAAACAAAUUACAAUUCUAAAUAUUGAUAAUGCUUUAGAAAUGUAUAUUUUUUAUAGUAUUUAUUCCAAGUUUGGUUUUUUAGGUUUUUUUUAGCUCGUGUAUUAAAAUAUGCUACAACUUUCCUGUAAAUUUAAUAAAACCCUGUCCUAAGACUUGAUUGAUUUUUUUUUUUUUAAAGAAAG
Cuculus canorus (common cuckoo) is the source of this 1897-nucleotide messenger RNA. It is a transcript of the gene HSDL1, whose product is annotated as hydroxysteroid dehydrogenase like 1. The record is from RefSeq and is a predicted model, not a curated record. NCBI's taxonomy places the organism in Eukaryota, Metazoa, Chordata, Aves, Cuculiformes, Cuculidae. The transcript is spliced from 4 exons. The coding region runs from base 151 to 1098 and encodes 315 amino acids.